Bombina bombina (fire-bellied toad) is the source of this 5842-nucleotide messenger RNA. Its product is annotated as cyclic AMP-dependent transcription factor ATF-6 alpha. The coding region runs from base 60 to 2024 and encodes 654 amino acids. The record is from RefSeq and is a predicted model, not a curated record. Gene Ontology annotation, molecular function: RNA polymerase II cis-regulatory region sequence-specific DNA binding; DNA-binding transcription factor activity, RNA polymerase II-specific. The transcript is spliced from 16 exons. Lineage: Eukaryota; Metazoa; Chordata; Amphibia; Anura; Bombinatoridae. Gene Ontology annotation, cellular component: nucleus. Gene Ontology annotation, biological process: endoplasmic reticulum unfolded protein response; regulation of transcription by RNA polymerase II.
AUGGUGUUGCUUAGAGAAGAAGGACGUGUAUUUAGCAGUCAGUGCGGAAGUAGUUGAUCAUGGCAGCCGAUCUUCAGAGCUGGAACCCAAGAGGGGAAUUGGGUCGGGGACCUGGGCCAGGCGGGGGUAGUGCAACCCUUGAUGGGCUUCACUGGGAUUCCUCACUUUUUGAUGAAUUGAGUGACUUAGUAGGUGAUGAUGACUUUUUACAUGAUGACAAAAGUGACCCAUUUCAAAAUAAUUUUGAUAACCUGGAUUUUAAUAUGGACCUGAUGUCUUGGAACUAUGAACAAUUGGAAAGCUGUGAGCAGAUUUAUUUAGGGGAUUGUAUAAAACCAGAGCCUCUUUCUCCUGCAUCUUCCAACUUUUCUGUGUCUUCUCCCCAGUCUGUGGACUCCUCUUCCUCUUCUCAAAAUGUACCAGAAGAUGAUGUCUCCUCCACUUCUCAGAUGUCUCCACUAUCUUUAUACUCAGAGAAUUCUAAAAGUCCUAAAUCUCCAGAACAACCAGAUGAGAAACCGGUAGUCACAAAACGUCCAACUUCUGGACAUAUACCGGUUACACAGAAAAAGUUUGCCCCGGUCAUACCAAAGCCAUCCAUACAACCGAAAGCUAUCUUGAUUCCUGCCUCAACAGAUAUCCAGGCACCAGGAGGCAUGGCACCCAAAACCCUCAUAUUUCAACCCCUUACCACACUUCUGCCAAAGCAGCAACAUCUUAUUACCCUUCAGCCUGCACCACAGUCUGGUCAGCAAGUCCUUAUUGCCCAGUCAGGAGUGAUGCAGCUCCCAGCUUCAGGAAUUGUCACCGCACAGUCAGUCCUUGCUAUGGGGGGAGGGACUGGCACCAUACCCAGUCCAUCAUUGAACAUCCUCACACCUGCAGCUCCACAAAAUAGUAACACUUCACCGAUGAAACCAAUCGUCCAAUCAGAUUCUGGAGCAGAUUUAAAUGUGAUAAGAAGACAACAAAGGAUGAUUAAAAAUCGUGAAUCCGCAUUCCAGUCAAGGAGGAAGAAAAAGGAAUAUAUGCAGGGUCUAGAGCUUCGCCUUAGAGCAGCUUUGUCAGAGAACGAGAAACUUAAAAAAGAAAAUGGAUCUUUGCAGAAGCUGCUUGAGGAAGUAGUAUCGGAGAAUCAGAAACUGAAAGUUACAGCUCCAAAGAGAAGAGCAGUUUGCUUAAUGAUGGUGGCUGCAUUUUUAUUACUGAACUUUAACCCUCUUAGUGUUCUGCAGUCCAGCCCGGGUCCGUUUGAUAUGGAGGUAACUCAGGCUCACCGUAAUAGACACCUUCUUGGAAUCUCAGGUGGUGAAGACAGCACAGAAACAAACCAAUUACCAGAGAACAUCAUGUCUGGUCAGUAUAUUUCCGAUAGGAAGGAGUUGAUGGUCGUUAAAGAGGAGCCCUUGUUAUAUAUCCCUCCACCACCUCCUUGCCGAUCGCACGUUAACAAGACAGAGUCACUCAGGUUAAACCACGAGUUGCGGGGAUGGGUUCAUAGACAUGAGGUGGAGAGGACCAAGUCCCGACGCAUGACUAACAGCCAUAAGGCUAUACAGAAAUCGGAAGAUGGGUCAUCACAACUUGUCACAGUACAGUACACAGACACCAGUGUUAAGAACUCUGUGAAUGAGCUACAGAUAUAUUAUUCCUCACCGCGGAGCUAUCAGGACUUUUUGGAUGCUAUCCGUAGGCGAGGAGACACUUUCUAUGUAGUAUCAUUCCGCAGGGAUCAUCUGUUGUUACCAGCCACCAACAGGAAUAAAACCUCCAGACCGAAAAUGUCUAUAAUUCUACCUUCACCAAACGUGAAUGAAAAUAUCAUUAAUGGACAAGACAUUGAGGUGAUGAUGCAGAUAGACUGUGAAGUAAUGGACACCCGUAUCUUACAUGUAAAGGCUGACUCCAUCCCUCCUUUUCUAAGGGAGCAUCGAGAAAACCAGACCAAUUCAUUUUACAACUCUCCCACCUCAGGCCCAGAACCAGCCCACGUUGUAAGCGCAAUCAGCGAAUCUCCACUGUAAAAGAGCAAGAGAUGUGUAUAAGCCACUUGCUGCCUCAUCGUGUACUGGAGAGGAGAAUGUUCCAAAAAUCCCUUCAGUCUACAGAUGUCAUAUUAUAUCUCUUUAUCUGUCUUUCCUUCAUUUUUAUAGACCAUGAUAGUGUGUAUAUUUUAUUUCAAAGGAAGAUGUGUGCAAUAAUUUCUUAAUUAGAAAAUGUGAUGUGAAAUGUAAUGGAUUUAAUAUAACAUAAUAGGGGCAUAAUAGACAUAUUUAAGUGUGCAUGAGUGCUUAUCAGGGUUUUAAAUAGAAGUUUUUUUGCUAAAUACUUUUAUUAGCUAAAAAUUUUUUUAUUAAAAAGUGAAAUGUACUCAUGCAUAUUUAAAUUGUUGGGACUUUUUGUCCUUAAAAAAGACAGAUUAAAGGGACAUGAAACACAUUUUUUUUUCUUUUAUGAUUCAGAUAGAGCAUGUCCUUUUAAAUAACUUAAUAAUAAUAAUUUUACUAAUUUGUUUAGUUCUCUUGGUAUCACUUGUUGAAAAUGAUACCUAGGUAGGCUCAGGAGCUGCUGAUUGGUAGCUACACAUAUAUGCCUCAUGUUAUUGGCUCACGUAAUACAUGUAGCUAGCUUCCAGUAGUACAUUGACGCUUCUUCUAUAAAGGAUACCAAGACAAUAAAACACAUUAGAUAAUAGAAGUAAAUUGCAAAAUUGUUUAAAAUUGUAUGUAUUAUCUGAAUCUUGAAAGAAACAAUCUGGGUUUCAUAUCCCUUAAAGUACUGAAGUAAACCACUAGUAGUGAUAUCUGCAUAUAAAACUUGUACAUAAAAAAUAAAAGGGAACACGCACAAAUAAACCAUAGUUUGCUAGUCAGGGGAGAAAAAUGUACUAGUCCACUCAAGCUUAAAUCCUUACGUGAUGGUUGGGUCAAUAAUUUUCAGUAUAUUUGAGAUAUAUAUUUAUAUAAAUAAAAACUUGUGUAUGGUUACCAGCUAUUCUUAAUAGCCAGAAAAAAUACCAACAUUACCAAAAUUACCCCAAAACCACAGUUUAUAUAUAUAUAUAUAUAUAUAUAUAUAUAUAUAUAUAUAUAUAUAUAUAUAUAUAUAUAUAGGUAGUUUCCACAAAGAGCGGAACGCAGCCUGCCUCCGUGUUGAGAAAGGCUCUGUGAUACUUCCGAAGUCUCAAAUUAGACUAACUCACCUCCCUCUCAUAGCGUGCAGUCAUUCAACUUGACAGGAACAUUACACAGUAGAAAACUCAGCUCCUGAGCCUACUCACAGAACUGCUUCAAUACACUUCCAGCGUCCGUUCUGAGUACUCCGUCUACCAUCACCGAUCCAUACACCACACAGCUUGCGAUACGUCACAGCUUCUUGUGACGAGGGGGAGCACGUGUGAGCCGCAGAGCCUACAUAGCAUAGACUUAUACAUGCAGAUACACACUUAUACAUACAGAUACACACACACUACAUAGCUUACAUUUAUACAUGCAGACACACACACUACAUAGCAUAAACUUACACCUGCAGAUAUACCCACACACACUACAUAGCAUACACUUAUACAUGCAGACACACACACACACACACACACUACAUAGCAUACACUUAUACAUGCACACACACACACACUACAUAGCAUACACUUAUACAUACAGAUACACACACACACUACAUAGCAUACACUUAUACAUGCAGAUACACACACAGUACACAUCAUACACUUAUACAUACAGAUACACACACACACUACAUAGCUUACAUUUAUACAUGCAGACACACACACUACAUAGCAUAAACUUACACCUGCAGAUAUACACACACACACUACAUAGCUUACACUUAUACAUGCAGAUACACACAGACACUACAUAGUAUACACUUAUAUAUGCAGACACACACACACACACACACUACAUAGCAUACACCUAUACAUGCAGAUACACAUACACACUUAUACAUACAGAUACACACACACUACAUAGCUUACACUUAUACAUGCAGACACACACACACACUACAUAGCAUACACUUAUACAUGCAGACACACACACACACUACAUAGCAUACACUUAUACAUGCAGACACACACACUACAUAGCAUACACUUAUACAUGCAGAUACACAUAUACACUUAUACAUACAGACACACACACUACAUAGCUUACACUUAUACAUGCAGACACACACACAUACUACAUAGCAUACACCUAUACAUACAGAUACACACACACACUACAUAGCUUACACUUAUACAUGCAGAUACACACACACUACACAUCAUACACUUAUACAUACAGAUACACACACACACUACAUAGCUUACAUUUAUACAUGCAGACACACACACACUACAUAGCAUACACUUACACAUGCAGAUAUACAUACACACUUAUACAUACAGAUACACACACACUACAUAGCAUACACCUAUACAUGCAGAUAUACAUACACACUUAUACAUACAGAUACACACACACUACAUAGCUUACACUUAUACAUGCAGGCACACACACACACUACAUAACAUACACCUAUACAUACAGAUACACACACACACUUAUAGAUACAAAUAGACACACACACUACAUCAUAUAUGGGUAUCUGUAACUCAUUGUAUGGGGUCCUGGGGUUGGCAAGCACAUUAGCUGGCAGUCUGAGGCUGCCACUGUUCCGUUACCCUGGUGUUGCACUGUUCAUCGUAUAAAACUGAAGGAAUGCUAGUAUUAUCACCAGGGGUUAGACGUCAUCACUACCAGAGGUUAGAGGUCACCAUUACUUGAGGUCAGAGGGUAUACAGACUUCUUACUCCUGCUUAACCCACACACCAUUCCUUUUCCACAGGGAAUCUAACAGGUAUCUAACCCUGGGAGAGAAAAGCAAGCAGCUUCGGAGUAUGGGCCCAAUAGAAUUUAAAAAAAAAUAAGAAAUUAUAUUUUAUUUUAAUGCAUGGGGCAAUGCGGGACAGAUGGCUAGCAACCCAUGACAGACCCCUAAAAUCGGGACUGUCCCGUGGAAAUCGGGACCGUUGGGGGGUAUGUCAUUUUAAGUAUGAUGUAUGUGCGUGUUUAUAUGUACAUAAUCUACAUCUUUAGGUAGAUAUAUCUAAACAUAAACAGAUUAUUCAUCAUAUAUUAGACAUUUAUGUCAAACCUUUUCACAAUUGUUUAAGUUUAUAUUUGUUCUGUUUUUUUUUUUUUAAUCAUCUGUGGUAUUAUCUUUAUUUGAUAUGUUGUUUUUUGUUUUGUUUUUUUAACUGUUCUCAUACGUAAUUUGGAAAUGAUUUAGUGGUUAUGCCUAAAGUUUUGAUCUAAGAAACGUUUUAUAUGACAAACAUUUGUAUUGUAAAUGUCUCAUAGGGUUGUGGAACUCCCUGGUAUUCUUUGAAGUGUAUAUAGGGAAUGUGUUAAAUAUGACAUGGUUUUUGGGGGGUUUAUAACUGUUUGCAUAAAAAAAUGUGUAAUUUGAAGUUCAGUUAUUUUACAAGUUAUCACACAGCACAUGGAUAUCUUUGCAGUUUUUGAGGCAUUUAGCCUUCUCCGUCCGCAGAUUACACAUCUCCUCAAAGCCAUUGCAAAGAAAGCUCUUCUGACGCUGGACCUGCUUAUUUGAACACAAUUAUAAUUAGUUGAGUAAACUGCCUGUGCUAAUGAAUAACUGAAUACUGCAAAUGACAAUUUUACGAGUAUUGAGAUGCCGAUUUACAUAGAUGGUUGAAAUAUUUUGUGCACUGGAUUAAAGGAUAUGGUUUUUAUCUUAUGUAUAGGGAUUUUUAUUUAUGGCUCUGUUAUACAUUGCAAACUUAAUAAAUAUGAAUAAACAUAUAAAAAAAAAAUCAGAA